This is a messenger RNA of Diospyros lotus (date-plum), 804 nucleotides long. RefSeq lists its product as uncharacterized. Lineage: Eukaryota; Viridiplantae; Streptophyta; Magnoliopsida; Ericales; Ebenaceae. The transcript is spliced from 2 exons. The record is from RefSeq and is a predicted model, not a curated record. Bases 1 to 804 code for a protein of 267 amino acids.
AUGUCAUCAUUCAACAGUAGCUUCAUCGUCCCAUCACCACAGCUCUUCAAUGGUGAAAACUACCAAAUUUGGGCUGUCAAAAUGAAAGUCUUUUUGCAGUCACAGGAUUUAUGGUCUUGUGUAGAGGAAGGCUAUGUGCAGAGAGCAUUACCGGCUAAUCCCACCAUCAACCAGCUGAGGCAACAAAGUGAAGAAUCUGUCAAGCCGUAUAAGGCCUUGUCAGCUAUUCAUGCAUCAGUCUCAGAAGGAAUUUUGGCUAGAAUCUUAACUUGUCAAACUGGAAAAGAGGCAUGGGAUAGGCUCAAAGAAAUGUUCCAGGGCAGUGAAGCAAACAAGAGGAUGAGGCUUCUCAAUCUAUGGAGAGACUUCGAUUUGUUAAGGAUGAAGGACUCUGAAAGCAUCAAGGACUAUGUUGAUCGACUUAUGAAGGUGGUCAAUCAGAUUAGGUUGCUUCAAGAGGAUCUCCCUGAUAGAAGAAUAGUGGAAAAAGUCCUUGUGAGUGUUCCAGAGAGAUUUGAAUCUAAAAUCUCUUCUUUGGAGGACUCAAAGGACUUAACCACGCUCAAACUUGAUGAGUUGGUGAGUUCACUCCAAGCACUGGAACAAAGGAGGGCUAUUAGACAUGAAGAACAGGUGGAAGGUGUAUUUUUCUCUAGCUUUAAAAGCAAGGGGAAGCAGAAGGAGUAUACGAAAGGAGAUGGAGAGAAGAAGGGCCAGGAUACAAAUGUUCUCUUUGUAACCUGCCUGGACAUAGUGAGAAAUUCUGUAAGAGAAAGGGAGAAGCCAACCAGCAGGCUCAGGUGA